AAUGUCUAGAGUGACGAGGAUCGAGUUGGAUGGAAUUUCGGGCAACAGGUUGAAUCCCUAAUAAAAAAGGGCAAUUUGUGCACAUAAGGUUUUAUAAAGCUGUCCACAAAUUUAGACAGGGGCUCCAAGAGAGAAUUAAUGCCAUUAAUGUCGUCCAGGAGGGUUGGGUCAUUUUUUAUGUAUCUUAGGCAAAGUAUAUAAGACCGGUCUGACUGGAUGUGCACAGUAUGAGGAAAUCAAACUCAGGUUUUGUAAUCCAUCUAUUUCUUAAACCAUUUUGCAAAAAAAGGAGAACCUCUUUCUGAUAUUGCAUUACUGAAUCCUGUUGUAAUUUACUGUAGAACUUAGUAUCACUUAACUGUCUUGGAACCUCUUUUCUAUAGCAGUCAAUAUGUUGUACCACAAUAGCUCUGCCUUUGUCUGCCGGUUUUAGAACAAUUGCUGAAUCAUUGUUUAUUAUAAAAAAUUGGUUGAGACUGUUAAAAUGUGAAAUGGAGUUAAGAAAAAGGAAGUAUAACCCGAGUUAUAUUUUCACUCUGCCUCAUCAGGAUCAUGUGAUGCUGUUUGAAACUCAAAAAGCAGUAUUUGCGCUCACAUUUGUGCAUUCUCGCAUAUGUUCCAGACCUUUGAUUCAGGUAUAUCUAUUGCUCCUGUUCUAUGACCUCUCAUAUUGCUGUGGAAGUGCAGAAUAUUUCAUUAAUGGAGAGUGCUGUCCGAUGUGCUCACCUGGGGAGCAUGUUUAUAAGCACUGCACAGAAUACACAAGCACCUCCUGUAAACCGUGCACUGCCGGAUUAUUCAUGGCGCUGCCCAACGGUCUUCUUCAUUGUAUCACUUGUACAGUCUGUGACCCAGGUCUUGGUUUAAAGAUAGACAGGGAGUGCAGUCCCACCUCUGAUGCAGUGUGUGGGCCUCUGGAUCAGCACUACUGCACUGAGACAGAUAAGAAGGGCUGCAGAUUAGCACAGAGACACAGUAUCUGCAGGCCUGGGACAUUCAUCAGACACAAUGGAGCAACAUUGACCAAUACUGAAUGCGAAGAAUGUCGUGACAAAACGUUUUCAAAUAAAUCUUCUUCACCAUUCUGCAAACCACACACAGAUUGCCAAUCCUUGGGACUUCAGGAAAUGACAGCUGGAACAAACACAUCAGACAGUGUAUGUGCAACAAGAAAUGAUCUUGUUGCUGUGCUUGUGCCUGUGGUACUUGGAGCAGGACUAUCAACUGCUUUCAUAGCAAUCAUUUUAAUUUUAAGAAAGAGAAAGAAGAGAAAACAAAGUGACAGUCUGCAUCUGGUAAAGUCUGCUCUAACAGGGAGGAGAAUGAAGAACAUGGAAACGGAAAGAAAAGACCUGUUAAACCAGCCGCAGGAUGAAGAUAAAGGAGCGUUGAUGAGGGAAAUGAAGAAAGCUGAUAUUACUACAGUCUGUAUGGACGUGUUAUAACAAGUUAAAGCCCUUUUGAUUCUGUUUAUGAACAUAUUUUCAUUUUAUUGAGGGGUGAAUUUCCAAUUUCCAAGGCCAAUUUCCCCAGCAACUGUGGCUUUAGAAUAUUUUCACAUCGUCUCUAUGGUGAUUUGUUUCAAUCAUCAUGUUAGACAUGCAAGAACUGAAAGAGACAAGCUUGCAGCUGUAUAUAAAUAAAUAUACAAUAAAAUCACAGACUUCUUCACAUCUUACAAACUUGGUGUUGAGCUCCAAAAGAGGAAGCGGACUGUGCUCAGAACAGUGAUGAAAAAUCAGCCAGAACUCCCCAAAGAGCUUCUGAAUACACAGGUCAGAGCUGUGAAUUCCUCCAAAUCUGCAUUCAUUUAACCGAUAAAACAUGAAAGCAUUACAAGUUCAGGUCUUUGUUUCUCGGCAUUAUGAGUUUAUGUCUAUGUUUCUCACUGCAGCACUGCCUUUUUUCGGUCAAAUUUAGAAUUACAUGAAUAAUCAAUCAUUAAUAAGAACUGUAUCAUUCACAUGGAUCAAAUAUUUAUAUUUUAUAUGUAAAUAUGUAUAGUGUAUAUACUUUUAUACUGAGAACUGUAAGGGUAAUUUUCUUAAUUGAUUCUUCAUUGACAAUGUGUGUUAACAUAAAGUCAAUCACGCAAGGUCAACAAGGGGUAUUCAGAAGACAAAAUACUGGUAAAUACAGCUUCAUGUCUUUUUGUUUUAGUAAAGCCUCCCCUUCUGGAAAAGUGUGUAUAAGAGUCUUACUGUUUCUGAUUCAAAUCAGAAAGCCGGUAAGCUUUAUCACUUUCUGUCAUUUCUUUGCAAAUAAAUACGAAAGUUAAACUCAA
Molecule: messenger RNA, 2284 nt
Organism: Conger conger (European conger)
Lineage: Eukaryota; Metazoa; Chordata; Actinopteri; Anguilliformes; Congridae
Product: tumor necrosis factor receptor superfamily member 5-like
Exons: 9
Coding region: 492-1445 (317 amino acids)
Biological process (GO): positive regulation of cytokine production involved in immune response; defense response to Gram-positive bacterium; defense response to Gram-negative bacterium
Cellular component (GO): external side of plasma membrane
Molecular function (GO): protein binding
Source: RefSeq, a predicted model, not a curated record